UAAUUCUUCAGUUCUUUCACCUUCUAAUAGGCAUGAAACUUCUGAUAAAUGUAAAACUUCUGAUAGGUGUAAAACUUUUGAUAGAUGUAAAAUUUCUGAUAGGCGUAAUUUAUUGUUAGCUAUUACUUCUUAA
Messenger RNA from Funneliformis caledonium, 133 nucleotides. The record is from the annotation of a GenBank genome assembly. Lineage: Eukaryota; Fungi; Glomeromycota; Glomeromycetes; Glomerales; Glomeraceae.